ACAGUGGAGACACACAUGAGAGGAGAUAAAAUAUGCUGAGAGGAGCAUAGACUGCCUUUAAAACCCAAUUGUAGUCACACUGACCCCAAACACACGACUCAACUGAUAUCCCCCUGAGAUGCUCUGAAAAGAGGAAAAGGUGGACUUUGUGAAAAACGGCAACAUCCAAGGUUUCCUGGAAGCGAAAACAUACUCAAUCUAACGAUGGCUGAAACGGCUACAGUAGCACACAGUAACUCUACCUUGCACUGCCCAUCCGCUCAGUAUCUGGUGGCCGACAUACUGCCUCCUGUCCUGAUUAUAGAGCUCCUACUGGGCCUGCCAGGCAAUGUAGUGGCCCUGUGGAUCUUCACUUGCCGUCUGAAGACCUGGAGGGCCAACACCCUGUUCCUCUUCAACCUGGUCCUGGCUGACUUCAUACUGCUCAUCUGCCUGCCCUUCCGCAUCGAUACCUUGCUCCGUGGGGAAGACUGGGUGUUUGGCGCCGCCUGGUGCCGGAUCAACCUCUUCAUGCUGGCUGUCAACCGUUCGGCAAGCAUUGCCUUCAUGACUAGCGUGGCCUUCGACCGCUACUUCAAGGUGGUCCAUCCGCACCACCGCAUCAACCACAUGACGUCUACCCAGGCGGGAAUGGUGGCGGGGGGCAUCUGGAUGGUGGUGAUCUCCCUGCGGCUCCCCCUGCUGGCCACCAACCUCCUAAGGGAGCACGACAACAUCUCCCUGUGCCGCAGCUUCAGCACCUACACUGUGAUUCCCCCGGCGAUCCUGCUGCACUACAUGGUGUUCGUCGGGGAGUUCUUCCUGCCCCUGCUGCUCCUGCUGUUCUGCUCAGCCAGGAUUGCCUGCAUCCUGCGCCAACGGCAGCUGGACAAGGAGAAGAAGGUGCGGCGGGCCAUCCGGGUGGUGGGGAUAAUUGUGGCUAUGUUUGUGCUGUGUUUCUUUCCCGGAAUCGCGACAGGCAUGGUUUCGCUCUACAUCAAGAAGUCCAGACCCUUGGACUGUCACUCCUACCAAAUGGCAGGUGAGCUCUUCAGCCUGUCCAUUGGCUUCACAUACCUUAACAGCACCCUGGACCCGGUCAUCUACUGCUUUUCCAGCUCCAUGUUCAGAAACUCCAUCAAGAGCUCCAUCAAUAAGCUGGGCCUGGUGGAGAUGAGGCUGAGCCGACGGGGAAGCAUGGCCAGCGAUGGGUGAGGGGAGAUGGGGUGAUGGAGGCAACUCUGGCCCUUUUUUCCAAAGACAGGCCCCACCUUUUAGAAGGCCUUAAUAAGGAGAACAGACUCAUGACAGUGAAUUGAAUGGAGACUAGACAGUGGAAUUUUACAGCUGUAAUUAACAAGCCGUAUGUUAUGUUCAGAAACAUUUCAUAGCUAUGUGGGAUACGUACUUGAAAUGGCUGAAUGCAGUUAGUGUGAAACAAAGAUAGGGAAAAGAAUGCCUUCAUUCCAUCUGAAUUUGCUUAAAUGAACAACAUUAUUUUCAUAACCAUGUGAUGUUGAGGAGCGCCAUUAUAUUUUUGUCUUGAUUUACUAAUACGUCUGUCAAAUACACCAUCAUUUUUACGAAAUACAGUGUUUAUACAGCAAGAUAUCUUUAUAAAAGUGAUAUUUUUAUUUGA
Messenger RNA from Coregonus clupeaformis (lake whitefish), 1618 nucleotides. RefSeq names its product hydroxycarboxylic acid receptor 2-like. Gene Ontology annotation, cellular component: membrane. The transcript has 2 exons. Gene Ontology annotation, biological process: G protein-coupled receptor signaling pathway. Bases 205 to 1194 code for a protein of 329 amino acids. The record is from RefSeq and is a predicted model, not a curated record. NCBI's taxonomy places the organism in Eukaryota, Metazoa, Chordata, Actinopteri, Salmoniformes, Salmonidae. Gene Ontology annotation, molecular function: G protein-coupled receptor activity.